UAAGAUGAGGGCCAUCUUCACCUUAUCAUCAAAUACUUUAAUAUAUUUUUAAUCUCUUAAAGUUUAGUCAUAGCUAUUUUUCAAACAUAAUUUUCAAUAAGUCAAGAGAAGAAAAAUGAUGGUUUAUAGCCAUCAUAUUUGAAUGUCUUCUUGUUUGUAUUUUGCAAUGUCAACGUCAUAGCAAGACCUUUAUAUGUUGAGGCAGUAGGGAGACUAAUACCAUCGCCAGCCUAGGAAGGAAGGAAGGAGAAAGAUAGCCAGCCGCCGUCAUGACGACCGCUCUCGCCCAACUCCCCUCGUCUGCAAAAAGACUUGAAGGGAAGGUUGCAGUGAUCACCGGCGGGGCCAGCGGCAUCGGAGAGUCCACCGCCAAACUGUUCGUCCGCUACGGCGCCCGAGUCGUCAUCGCGGACAUCCAAGACGACAAAGGCCGCGCCCUCUGCGACCUUCUCGGCACCGCCGAUGCCUGCUACGUGCACUGCGACGUCACCGACGAGUCCGACAUGAGGAACGCCGUCGACACCGCCGUCGCCCGUUUCGGGAAGCUCGACAUCAUGUUCAGUAACGCAGGCACCUUGCGGGAGUUCGGGAAGGGCCUCGCCGACAGCGACAAGGCGGAGUUCGAGCGGGUGAUGGCGGUCAACGUGGUGGGGGCGUUCCUGGCGACGAAGCACGCGGCGCGGGUGAUGGCGCCGGCUCGCCGGGGGAGCAUCGUGAUCACGGGGAGCACAGCGUCGGUGCUGGGCGGGGUGGUGCCGCUCUCGUACGUCUGCUCGAAGCACGCGGUGGUGGGGCUGAUGAAGAGCGCGGCGGCGGAGCUGGGGGCGCACGGGGUGCGGGUGAACUGCGUGUCACCGCACGGGGUGAUGACUCCGCUGAUGAUGGGCGUGAUGGGGAUGGAUGAGGCGGCGACGGAGGCGUUUGUGGAGAGGUCGGCCAACCUCAAGGGGGUGAAGGCGACGGCGGAGGAUGUGGCGGAGGCGGUGGCGUACUUGGGAGGCGACGAGUCGAGGUACGUGAGCGGCGCCAACCUGAUGGUGGACGGAGGCUACAGUGUUACCAAGGGAUGAGCUUACAGUAGCCACAAAACUAUUCCAAAAAAAUAAUCACCACAAAAGAAAAUAAAACAUUUCGGAAAUAAACAUAAAAUUAAAAAGCAAGAAUGCAUGAACUACUAUUUAUUUCUCAUGUCAAUUGACUGGUCUUCAAGCUGCAUGCUUACGAUGAA
Musa acuminata AAA Group (dessert banana) is the source of this 1228-nucleotide messenger RNA. Its product is annotated as momilactone A synthase-like. Bases 270 to 1070 code for a protein of 266 amino acids. The record is from RefSeq and is a predicted model, not a curated record. Lineage: Eukaryota; Viridiplantae; Streptophyta; Magnoliopsida; Zingiberales; Musaceae. The transcript has 2 exons.